AAUUUAAGGCGCGAAAGUAUGACAGAGAACAUAAGGCUUGAAGAUUCCAGUCCUCUCGCCACCGUAGAAGAUAUCCAAAAGCGCCUCCUCCGCCCUGCCUCGCUUCAUUCUCCGCCGGAAGGUUCAAACUCUUUGGCAUUGAAAGUGAAUUCGAAACAGAGCGGAAGAACAGUUAAAAAAAGGCUGGAAGAUUAUUUAGAUCCGGUCAUUCUAGCAGCGAUCUCGUCCAAGAUAAGCCGCUCAAAGAAGGUAAAAUUGGAGACGAAAUUUAAAGGAUUUGAGUGGCCUGUUGAUGAACUUAAGGUGUUCGUGGAAGAGGAUUCGAGGAACUCUAACGGAGGCAGCUGGAGAAACAAAGCCAUUGAUCUUAACGAUGAUUUCGAUGUGCUCCGGGAUGGCAGUGAUGGAGAUGAAGAGAUCGGUUCUCCGUUUCAGCGUGUGGGAAAAAAAACGGCGUUGAAAAAAUUCGAACAUUGAAGAUCUGGAAAUCCAAAAAAAAGAUUCAGCUGAGGUUCGUUAGUUCAUUGAAAAUUGGUGAAGAAAUUCGCGCGCUAGAUUUGAUCAAAAGGUAAGGUUCCUCAUUUUCUCUUUCACUGUUCUUCUUGCUUUCGCAGUUAACCAUUUUUGAAUCUUAGGAAACCAAAAUCCACAAGUAUUAGGAUCAGUUAUGGUUUAAUUCUUCCUCCAGCCCUUGUGUUCUUUAAACUUUUGAAAUUUAGUCUACUUUUAAUUUCAUGAAUUUAACAUUAACAAGGUUGUGAAUUGGACUUUAGUUUUUAAGUCAAACAAGUAAUGGAUUGAAUUCAUGAAAUUAAAAUUAGACUAAAUUUCAAAAGUUUGAAGAAUACAAGGGCUGGGGGAAGAAUUAGACCAUCAGUGAUUCACUCUUGAUCUUGCUUUAAUGGGCUACUCAGGCCUAAUUUAAAGCAGGCUUCCAAUGGCUAGAAACUUGCUAUUAUUUUUAGCAUAUAUGUCAACUAAACAUUCAUCGAACUAAUAAUUGAAACGAAUUAUAAUAGCUCAUUAUUCAUGAAUCAA
Messenger RNA from Gossypium arboreum, 1038 nucleotides. RefSeq lists its product as uncharacterized. The transcript has 2 exons. The coding region runs from base 19 to 477 and encodes 152 amino acids. The record is from RefSeq and is a predicted model, not a curated record. Lineage: Eukaryota; Viridiplantae; Streptophyta; Magnoliopsida; Malvales; Malvaceae.